AUGAGGAAUAUCAAAGAAGCAUGUUUCCCAAAGCCAGUCAGAUCUGAUCUGGGCCAGAGGGAUCUCAGCUUGUGGUAUGAAUACCAUGGGACUCACAGCCAUAGAACUGUAGACUGCCGACGUCUUCGCGAAGAGGUUGCGAUAUUACUGAAAAAUUUCCAUUUCAAGGAAUUCUCGAGUGAUCGAACCAAGAACAAUUACGGCCGAAGCCGGGAUAAUGCAGAGCCUUUGAAGGCAAUAAAAGACUCCCCUCGGUUGACUAUUAACAUGAUUUUUGGUGGAAAUGAAGUCAACGGUGUAAGCUUCUCAACGGCUAAGAAAACAAAGAUAUUAGUGACUCACAACAAGAGACGCCCGGGAGUCACGAAAGAUAAUAUCACCUUCAUGGAGGAGGAUGCUGAUGGACUUCUCCUGCCACACAACGAUGCUUUGGUAAUCUCUCUUAAUGUUUUAGAUUUCAAAAUUAAAUGUAUUUUGGUUGACCCAGAAAGCUCAGAAAACAUCAUCCCAUGGAAAGUGCUGGAGCAAGCAAAGCUGACCGGAAGUAUCAUUUCGAAGACAAAACUCUUAGCUGUAUUCAACUUGACAAGUGUGACAACUCAAGGAGAGAUUUUGCUUAAACGCCAAAGGAUGGAUCAAAACCUCUAUGUUCGAAGUGGUAGAUAG
Messenger RNA from Nicotiana tabacum (common tobacco), 666 nucleotides. RefSeq lists its product as uncharacterized. The record is from RefSeq and is a predicted model, not a curated record. NCBI's taxonomy places the organism in Eukaryota, Viridiplantae, Streptophyta, Magnoliopsida, Solanales, Solanaceae.